AUGUCAUCUAGUCAUUAUGAACCGUUUACAAAUCAAGAUGACAUACAAAACAUGAGUCAACUUGGUUCUGAAACAACGGAGAGUGAUGUGGUUAAUGGUGAAGAGGAUGGCAGGAUUCUUCAUCAAUCGGAUGCACAAUCUCGGUCGUCGUCACAAUCACGCAGUGACGUACGUUUACGAUCAAAAACGAUUUCUGUUGGAACUUCUACAUCCGAUGAUCAUCAAUCGCCCUCUCAUACACAAACUGGUUUCAGUUUACUACAGUCGAUAAAAGAUCUCACACAUCAAGAAUUAUUUCGAGCAAAUCCGCUUGGUUUACUUGGAAAAGAAGUGAUCGCUGCCACAGGUACUACUAAUCCACCGGAGCCUGUACCGCCUACUACUGAGGAACCAACCUCAUCCUCAACUCCAAAUAAACUUUCCUCAAUUAUUGAAAAUGAAUCACAAGAAUUACAGUUUCAAGUAUCAGUUGACCAGCUACAACAACAACCACAUCGUCUAACGUUAGCCGAUAUUGCUCCACCACCAAUUCCUGUUCUAUUUGAACGCGAUGCUGAUUUGCUUUCAAUGCAAGGCGGUCCGCUUCUUCUGUCGCCUUUAAAUCCCACAACAACAAAACUGGAUUUUAUUCCUGAUACAAUGACCAUCAACGUUUUUGAAGUGUUUAUAUACGCUUGGGGGGUAUUUGCAUUUUUCUUCGACACGGUGACCGAUAUAAUCUUGGCUCACGCCUAUUAUGACGAAGGAAGUUAUUGGUUGUUUAUUUUAACAUUAGCUUGUGUUAUUGUUCCGAAUUUAACAUUGUCAUUAUUCAGCUUGGUGUGGUAUUUGGACGGUCCGAAAGUAUCAUUACAAACAUCACCCUUAGUCAACGAUGAUUCAUGUGAAACAAGUUCGGCAGAAUCGACCGAUGUAAAACAGAACGAACAACAUGGUCAGGAUAACAGUGGUGGAGAUAUUGAUACUCUGAGUAGAAGACGACCCACAUUUUCCACGACACUAGCCUCACCCCAUGAAUCGAACCAUUAUGCAUCAUUCUCACAAACCGAUGACGUAGAAAUAAAACAAAAUACUCUAGAUGAAACGGUUACGUAUGCCAACCGAGCAAGAUAUUCUCAAACACCACCGUCAGAAAGACAAAAAGUAAAUGCAAGCGAUGAGAUACUCACUCAACCGUCGUCAGCAACAUCAAACGCAUUACGAUGGAUUAUACGAAUUAUCAUUCUUGUGUUACAACUAGAUCUUUGUUUAAAAUACAUUCGUGGUUUAUAUUACACGUACAAAGGUUAUAGAUAUCGAAAGAACAAAGAGUGGCAGAGAUAUUAUUUAACGAAACAAAUAUUGAUCGAUGCUGAUAUUGCAUUAUUAAGAGUUUUCGAUGUAUUUAUGGAUUCUGGUUCACAAGUCAUACUGCAACUUUACAUUAUGUUGAAAGAUUCAAAAUCGUUGAUAUACGAUGCAUUAUUCUUAAAGCAAAGUUUAUCAAUUUUCUCAUCAUUAGGAUCAUUGGCUUAUGGAUUAAGUGGCUAUUCACGUUGUCUGCGUCAUAUGAUGUUAACUCAUUCAGCGGCCGAUUGGCCAAAAGAUAAACCAGCUCCAAGCCCUGUAACAUGGUGGGCAACCAUCAUACAAUGGGUAUGGUAUGUUUUUUUAAUCACUCCAAGAGUCUUAGCAUUGGCUAUGUUUGCUGCAUCAUCGCGUUCAUGGUUUUGGAUAAUUAUUUGUGCUCAUUGGAUGGGAAUGUUAUUUUGGAUAUUACGAUUUAAAACCGGUUUUUGCAUUAGUGAUCAAAAUAAAUAUGUACCACGAGAAGCGAUAUUUGAAAAAUGUUAUAAUAUUGUUUGUUCCUACAUCUACAUCUUUUGCUAUAUGAAUUUGACCGAAGGUAACACUCGACAACGAUAUAUUGCAUUUUACACCGUUUAUUAUAUUGAAAAUAUUGCAUUUUCCGUUAUUUACGCUGUACAUAGUCAAGAAAAAAAUUUAUUAUUCAAAUAUUCAUUGGUAACAUUUGUUUGUACGGGUUUUUGGUUUGCUGUCUUAUUUCAAUUUGUUUAUUAUCAAUGUUUUCAUCCAUCCGAUCAUGUACGAGCAAAUGUUCGACAUGAUUUUUCGUUAAUGUUUCGAAAUAGAACGUUGGCUAUAUUUGAUCGAAAUCGAACAAAUAUUCAAAAAUCACAAUCGUGUAAUGAUAUCAUUGAAAAGGAAAUAAAAAAUCAGAAUAAAAAUUCAUCAUUCGAUCAUUCGUUGAAUAAAUCAUUGAGAAAAACAACGAGCGAUGAAAAUAUUAACGAAGCAACACAUAAUCGAUUUUCAAAACAAAAUCGACAAACAUUAUUAUCGAAACAACAAACAAUCGAACAACAUCAUCGAUUAAAUCGGUCUACAUCUGAUAAACAAGAAUCCCAAUCUCGUUCGAAACAAAAAGGUUUCUCAUUGUUAUCAUCACCCGUCACGAAUAAGACUAGACAACCUAGUCUUAAUCUGUAUCAACCUUACAAAUCGUUGUUAAAUAAAAUUUCCGUGUCACUAAAACGUCAACCAACAGUUUCGUCUGAUUAUUUAAACGAUAAUACCGUUGAAUAUCGUACAAAACAAUUAUCUACACGUCGUCCAUUUUUUGAUAUUCCAAGCGUAACAUUGUCUCUACAAGAGCCAUUAUACUUGAAUAUGGAUGAAGAUAAUGAUGAUGAUUAUGAAACCAUUAAUAAUAAUAAUAGUUUAUCAACACAAAAAGCAGGAAACCAUCAUCGUUUAUAUCAGUCACCUCAUUUAUCAUCGAUAUCCGAUUCUGUUUAUGCCAAUGAACAAAUAAUGUAUAAAAUAGAUGAAGAUAAUAACGAUAAUAACUCAAAUGGAAAUAAAAACAAUACAAGUAACAAUGAAGAACAGAUUGUAUUAAAUGCUAAAUCCUUAACAACUAAAAUUAAAAGAAAUAAUAAUAAUAAUCAACAAAAUUACAUUAUUAAUAAUAAUACAAUCACUGCUAAUGAAUGUUGUGAUUAUCCUGUUAAAAAGUAG
Messenger RNA from Didymodactylos carnosus, 3021 nucleotides. The record is from the annotation of a GenBank genome assembly. Lineage: Eukaryota; Metazoa; Rotifera; Eurotatoria; Philodinida; Philodinidae.